AAGACGAAUUUCAAAUUUCAGUCAAGCGUUCCUCUGCAAGUCUAUCUCUCUCUAUCACGUACACGAGCACUUUGCACUCGUUUAAUCUACUCAUAGUCAUAGAUAGUUAAAGAAUCAAAUUCCGAAACGAUGUAUGAUCCUCAGCAUUUCGUAGAUUUGCAAGAAAAUUCCAAGUUUGGGGACCCCAAAUCAUGGCUCUCCGGCGACGACAACUCUUCCCCGACUCUCCGACGAGUUCAGUCCCAACUCUCCGCCCUCACUUCCACCUCUGCUUCCACCACUGGAGCAGCCGGCAAUGUCGAUCGCGUCCUCUACGACAAUCUCGUUGAGAUGGUCCCUCUCGUCGAGUCCCUCAUCCAUCGGAAAGCCAACAGUUCAUUUACACGGCGAGGUUCGAUGAUCUACACGAAGACGCCUUCCAGAGAAUCUUUAUAUAAAAAGAUAAAUGAUCCAAAAGAGAGGUAUACAACUCAAUCUAUACCAGCAAAAAAGAAAAAGGAACAUGGAGACAAGGACCAAGGUAAGAAUGCAGGUAAUAAUCAAGAUGUUGAUAGCUUCUCAAUCUUUUCCUCGAGGGCUUUGGCUACAGAAAAGGACAUAGAAGAGCUAGUCGCAUUGAGGGAACAAGUUGAGGAUCUGCAAAGGAAAUUAUUGGAGAAAGAUGAACUUCUGAAAUCUGCUGAAAUUUCAAAGAACCAGGUGAAUGUUGUUCAUACACAACUUGAUGAACUGAAACACCAGGCUGCAGAGAAGGAUUCCUUAAUUAAGUCUACUCAACUACAACUUUCUGAUGCAAAGAUCAAGCUUGCGGACAAGCAAGCUGCCCUGGAAAAGAUACAGUGGGAAGCAAUGACUUCCAAUAGGAAAGCAGAGAAGCUCCAGGAAGAUCUAGAUUCUCUCCAAGGAGACAUUUCAUCAUUCAUGGCGUUAUUUGAAGGCUUGACAAAUAAUAAUUCCGCAACAUAUUCUGAAGAUUAUGAUGUCAGACCACGUUAUUUAGAUUAUCUUCCUGAUAUUGAUAAUUUUGAUGACAUGGAGAUGCAAAAAAUGGAAGAAGCAAGACAAGCUUACAUUGUUGCUGUUGCUGCUGCAAAGGAAAAGCAAGAUGAAGAGUCCAUUGCUGCUGCAGCCAGUGCAAGACAGCGUCUCCAGUCUUUUGUUUUUAGAUCCAAUAGUAUGAAUGCUGGUAAGGAUUUUUCCAAUGGUGGGGUUUCACGAGAUUCUUGUGGAGCAUUUCUACAGUAGAUCCAUUUUUUUUCCCAGUUUAAAGGGUUGGCUUGUUUUGUUAUUGAUAUAUAUUCCACUCAAGAUCUCCCUUAUCAUAUUAUCUGAACAUGGUUUGUUUCCAUGGGGGAGAAUGUCGUUAAUCUAUAAAGCACUUGGCAUGGUUUGUUUA
Molecule: messenger RNA, 1396 nt
Organism: Hevea brasiliensis (rubber tree)
Lineage: Eukaryota; Viridiplantae; Streptophyta; Magnoliopsida; Malpighiales; Euphorbiaceae
Product: protein MICROTUBULE BINDING PROTEIN 2C
Exons: 5
Coding region: 130-1245 (371 amino acids)
Biological process (GO): plasmodesmata-mediated intercellular transport
Molecular function (GO): microtubule binding
Source: RefSeq, a predicted model, not a curated record